AUGGCACCAGGACGCACUCACUCGCCCACUCCCUCAGAGGAAACAGCAAACUUCCGGCCCAAGCUAUACAUGAUCGAUAAGCUCCACCCGGCCGCAGUCGCACAUGCUCAGGAACUCUUCGAGGUCGUCCUCCCCACCGAUCCAGAGAUUGUAAAUUGGCAACGAAACGCGGAAUAUCUCCUCGUUAAAUCUUCCAGCAUUACAUCAUCRCAGAUUGCUGCUUGCACAAAGCUCCGAGCGAUUGGCAAGCAGGGUGUGGGCCUGGACAAAAUCGAUCUCGAGGCUUGCGCGAAAGCCAAUGUGCGCGUUUUCAACACCCCCGGCGUGAAUGCAGGAUCGGUGGCGGAGCUUGUGCUUGGACUUACGAUGGCGGUUGCAAGACAAAUCGGAUCGAUCCAGGUGCGGCAACAAGCUGGAGAGCUGGUACACAAGGAGACCGUUAGUGGACAAUCUGUGCGUGGAAAGAGAUUGGCGUUGAUUGGGAUGGGGAACAUCAGCAGAGAAGUUGCGAAGAUCUUUCGAUCGGCCUUCGACGCGGAAAUCUUUGCGUAUGAUCCGUUUGCCCCCGUUGACGCGUGGAAGGACAUUGCGCAUGUGCGAGUGAAUAAAGUAACGGAUGCAUUGCGUGGAGCGGAUAUCCUGUCGGUACACGUGCCAUUGACGGAGGAUACGCGCAAUCUUAUCGGUUUGGACGAAAUGCGCCUACUCAAGCCGACGUCGAUUGUCAUCAAUGCUGCUCGAGGUGGCAUUGUUUCGGAGGAGGAUCUAGUUGUAGCACUCGAGGAUGGAGUCAUCUGGGGUGCUGGUAUAGACUGUCAUGUGGAGGAGCCUCCCUCAUUAGCAACCUACGGGCGACUGUGGUCGCACCCGCGUGUUGUCAGUACUCCACACAUCGGCGCAGCCACUUCGGAGACGCAGCGAGACACAGCCAAGGCCGCCAUCGACUAUGUACAUCGGUUCGCCACGACAUAG
Molecule: messenger RNA, 972 nt
Organism: Ramularia collo-cygni
Lineage: Eukaryota; Fungi; Ascomycota; Dothideomycetes; Mycosphaerellales; Mycosphaerellaceae
Product: related to SER3-3-phosphoglycerate dehydrogenase
Exons: 1
Coding region: 1-972 (323 amino acids)
Molecular function (GO): NAD binding; oxidoreductase activity, acting on the CH-OH group of donors, NAD or NADP as acceptor
Source: RefSeq, a predicted model, not a curated record